AUGAAGCGUCAACCACGCAAGCUGAAGUGGACCAAGACACACCGAGCUCUGCACGGCAAGGAGAUGAUAGUAGACUCCUCGCUGGUCCUCUCACAGUUCGCCAAGAAGCGCAACGCACCCGUGAAAUACGACAGGAACCUGGUGGAAUCAACGAUCAAGGCCAUGAAGAGAGUGGAAGAGAUCCGGCAGCGAAGAGAGAGGGUAUACACGAAGAGACGGCUGGCAGGCAAGAUUGCCAGGGACAGAAAGAGAGCCGAGGACAGAAGAGUUGUGGCGGAGGGCGAGCAUCUUAUCCGCAAGGAACUCAAGGAGAUGGCAGAGGGAGCCAAAAAGCCAGAAGACCUGCUCAACAGAAAAGUCGGCCUGCCUGUUGGAGAGGAGAAGCUGCGUGGGAAGCAGAAGUCCAAGCUCUUGGUCGACGGCGGUGUGGAGGAGGAGAUGGAUCUCGACUAA
Messenger RNA from Trichophyton benhamiae CBS 112371, 453 nucleotides. RefSeq lists its product as uncharacterized. The record is from RefSeq and is a predicted model, not a curated record. The transcript has a single exon. Gene Ontology annotation, cellular component: nucleolus. Gene Ontology annotation, biological process: ribosomal large subunit biogenesis. Bases 1 to 453 code for a protein of 150 amino acids. NCBI's taxonomy places the organism in Eukaryota, Fungi, Ascomycota, Eurotiomycetes, Onygenales, Arthrodermataceae.